Molecule: messenger RNA, 1863 nt
Organism: Guillardia theta CCMP2712
Lineage: Eukaryota; Cryptophyceae; Pyrenomonadales; Geminigeraceae
Exons: 2
Coding region: 1-1863 (620 amino acids)
Source: RefSeq, a predicted model, not a curated record
AUGUGUGCCGCCACGCUGCCACACAAUCAAUGGAUCGUGCGCUAUUCGCAGGUCGCGGCCUACGGCCACUGCGCCCUCCACUCGUACAACAGAUCCCAGUUCCCCCUCCCCUCGUCCAUCACCGGCGUGCAGGAAUUCACCGUCGGACCGGUCACCGCCUUCGCCGCUCGCACCGCCGCCGGUGACAUCGUCAUUUCCUUCGGCAUCGACGAGGAGGAGGAGCGCAGCAUGCUUCAGCGCGGGGGACUGACCCAGCUCGGUUCCGUCUCGCCCAAGUGGAGUGACAAGAGCAUCAACGUCAAGGUCCACACCCCCGUCGCGGAGCUGGCCCGCACCUUCAUCGAAUCGCCGGCGCUCGGCGAGCUCUCCUCCUUCCUCCGCGCGCAGCCUGCCGGUACCGUUGCCUUCACGGGAUUCUCCUUCGCGUGCAACGUCGCCGAGCUGAUUGGCCGCGAGCUCACCUGCAUCUUCUUCGGCCAACCCUCUAUCGGCACGAUGAUGUACGAGAGCGUUCGCGUCAUUCACCUGCACAGGCAUUCGGACCUCCCGAUUGAGAAGUCGAUCAGCUUCUACCGUCACGAUGACAACAUCGGCAUACUCUUCACGGGGAAGGUACGCGGAAUCUUCUACCCCGACUUUGAUGGCGAAAGCACUGGUAUCAUCCGGAGGUCCAUCAACUUUGACGGAAAGGUGCAUGGCUACCCCCAGCACAUCAUCUCCACCGAAAGCAAGGAGGACAUCCUUGGGGGGCACGACGCGGCCAAGUAUCACGAGUGCAUCUGUCAGAUGGAGGCUUUGGGAGAUGACCAGGUCGAGAAUAUCCCAUACGAGAACAAGUACAACGCAUGCUUCCAAUCUGCCACCACCCUCGCACAGAAGAUCAGUGAGAAGCACCUGCUCAGCCCCAAGCCGUUUGUCGAGCGCGUCUUCCCCAUCCGCGAACCGACAGAGUAUUUCCUGGCCAUCAUGCACGGCAACAAGUGCAUAGACGACGGGAUCAGCGACGGAGAGACGAAGGAUGUCAUUCGCAGGGCAGUCCCACAGGACCUUACCAAGCCUUUCAUGGGACUCGAGAACAUCUCGCUGAUGAAGAAAUUCAUCGACCAUGUCGUAUUCCUCAUCGAGCGCAGCAUGAAGAAGGAAUCUCUCCCCUUCCCAAGCACUGUCCACAACGUUCGCGACCUUCCGGAGUCGGACAUCAUCGCCAUCUGCACCGCCAUCGCCAUCACGCAGGACGAUCACAUAUUGAACUCCAUCUUGUAUCUGCAUGUCUUUGAUAUCCGCCGCAAGGCCUGCGCCAUAAUGGCCCAUCUCCGCCUGAUCGUCGAUGUAUGCAAGAUUGCCAUCAACUGGAAGGUCGAGUGCAUUUGGAACCCCCACUUCCAGUUCGUCACCGACCUCGACAAGUACCUGACUUCUUUCUCCGAGUGGCAAGAUGACAUCAAGUACAAGCUCGACGACUUCAAGGCAGACAAGGAUUUCUGGGAACAGCUCAAGCUUUACUCUGACGAUGUCCGCUGCCGCUACUACUUCUUCCUCUCACAGGAGGUCUUGAGAACCGCCAGCAAUUACCAGUUGCCCAUCUGCGUGCGCAACCCCCUCCUGUUUGCCGAGUCGGAGAUCGCAAUGGAGGCGCUGCCAGCCCCGCCCGCCUCCUCCGUCGAGCCGAAGAUGCGCGAGAAUCCAUUCAUCUUCACCCCGAAGGACCUUCUCAAGCAGGAGACAUUCUGGGAUGACAUGAAGAACUACGCGCACGAGAACAGCAUCGAUUACAGGUCGAUACACAUGCUCCGCCUCCUCUGCCGCUACAUGGACAAGCACAAUGUCGACAUCUUCGUCUACCUACCCCCUAGCGGUAAGUAA